This is a messenger RNA of Nomia melanderi (Alkali bee), 2903 nucleotides long. It is a transcript of the gene Sf3a1, whose product is annotated as splicing factor 3A subunit 1. Gene Ontology annotation, cellular component: U2 snRNP; catalytic step 2 spliceosome; U2-type prespliceosome. Gene Ontology annotation, biological process: mRNA cis splicing, via spliceosome; regulation of alternative mRNA splicing, via spliceosome. Gene Ontology annotation, molecular function: RNA binding; protein binding. Lineage: Eukaryota; Metazoa; Arthropoda; Insecta; Hymenoptera; Halictidae. The record is from RefSeq and is a predicted model, not a curated record.
AGACAUUGCAGCUUGUACACACUUUCCAUAUGUAGUAUUGCAUAGUUCAGUAGUUGAUCGUUCGAUUCAGGUAGAGUCCGCUAAGUGCAUCGAGGCAUUUUUGAUGGUAUCGGUAUUUCAAACUUAUUUAUUACUUGAUCAACUUCGAUCAUUUUGCUUGAUUUUGCUUUUUAUUUUCCUAUUCACCGAUCUUCGGAUGUAGAGGGCAGAGCAAAACCUCUAAUUUUUUAUACAGUCGGUAAUUCAGAACAUAUGACACCUAGUCCCAUAAGCAUGCAAUGUCUAUCCUAUACCUCGUCUGUGCCUUAUGCCUCGUCUCUGCGAUAGUAUAGACUUCCGCAUUUGAAGUAAUCUAAAAUGGCGACGUUGUGUUACAUUUAUUGAGAUAUGUGAUAAAACUACAGAAAAUAGGGAAUAGAGUGUAAAAAUUAACUAAAUAAAAAAAAUACCAAUAUGCCUGCUCAAGAGCUUGCAGUUAUACAGCCACCGGCUACCGAGGGCGAAGAAAAUAAUGCACCCUCAUCACAGCCGAUCGUAGGCAUUAUUUACCCUCCACCGGAGGUUAGAAACAUUGUUGACAAGACAGCGAGUUUUGUGGCCAGAAAUGGACCGGAAUUUGAAUCAAGAAUCAGACAAAAUGAACUUGGAAAUCCAAAGUUUAACUUCUUGAAUUUUGGUGAUCCAUAUCAUGCAUAUUAUCAACACAAAGUAAAAGAGUUUAAAGAAGGAAAAGGUCAGGAGCCAACUGUGGGCCAAGGACUUGGAAAAGUUGUUAAUCUUGCAGCACAUCAAAAACAGCAAGAAAUUUUAAAACAAGUUGAACAACCGUUUGUUCCGAAAGAUCCACCCACAGAAUUUGAAUUUAUUGCUGAUCCACCUUCUAUUUCAGCUUUAGAUCUAGAUAUCGUAAAAUUAACAGCACAAUUUGUAGCUCGUAAUGGUCGACAGUUUCUAACUAAUUUAAUGAAUAGAGAACAAAGAAACUUUCAAUUUGACUUUUUGCGACCACAACAUUCUUUGUUUCAAUAUUUCACAAAACUCUUAGAACAAUAUACGAAGGUGUUAAUUCCACCUAAAGAUCUGCUACCCCGUCUUCGAGAUGAAGCAGCAAAUAUGGACAAAAUAUUAGAGCAAGUUAAAUAUCGUGCUGAGUGGUUAAAAUAUCAAGAAGCUCAGAGGCGUAAAGAAGAAGAAGAAUUAGAACGGGAAAGAGUUGCUUAUGCUCAAAUUGAUUGGCACGAUUUUGUUGUAGUAGAAACUGUUGAUUAUCAACAGUUUGAAGUUGGGAAUUUUCCAGCGCCGACAACUCCAGAUGAAGUUGGUGCUCGAGUACUCAUGCAGGAAAGAAUAGAAGAAGGUGAAGAUGUAGAAAUGCAAAUCGACAGUGAAGGAGAAGAUGAGAUGCAGAAUCGUACAGAAGGAGAAAAAGAUCGCGCGAAAGAUAACAAUCAAGUACAAGAUAUGGAAGAAGAUUCAAGUGAUGAAGAUGAUGUAUCACCUCCAGGUGACACUCACAAAUCAAAAGAAUCGAAACCACGCGAUAGUAAUAAUAUGCAGCCUCCACCAUUACCUCCUACACCAGGAAAUGUUGUAGUAAAGAAAGGUUAUGAUCCUAAACAGCAUGCAAGUAAAACAGCGCGUCCUGUUGCUCCUGACGAAUAUCUUAUAUCACCAAUUACUGGAGAACGUAUACCAGCGAGUAAAGUUCAAGAACACAUGCGUAUUGGGCUGUUGGAUCCACGCUGGGUGGAACAAAGAGAUAAACACCUUGAUAAGUUGGCACAAGAAACAGUAUUUGCUCCAGGUACUGCGAUUGAAGCCAGCUUGAAACAACUAGCCGAAAGACGUACGGAUAUUUUUGGUGUGGGCGAUGAGGAAACUGCUAUUGGUAAGAAGAUUGGUGAAGAAGACAAAAAGAAAGAUGACAAAGUUACAUGGGAUGGACACACAUCGAGUGUCGAAGCAGCGACGAGAGCUGCUAGAGCAAAUAUCACUUUGGAAGAUCAGAUCCAUCAAAUACAUAAAGUUAAAGGACUCCUUCCUGAUGAGGAGAAAGAGAAAAUCGGGCCGAAGCCCGCAAAUCGUGCAGCAGAAUUAUCACAUAUGGCAGCAGCUGCUUCAAAACCUCAAGCUACGUUGAAGGCACCACCAAAACCACCAGCACCGAAACCGGUACCAGUUCCAACGCAACCACCACCACCGCCAACCAUGAGUAUGCCUACUAUGGGUAUUCCUCAGCCAAUGAUGCCACAAGCACCGAUGAUGAUGAUGGCGCCUAUGCCUCCGAUACGACCACCGCCACUAAUGACACCCGCAAUGUCACCAUUUAUGCCAACUCCACCACCUAUGCAGCCGCCAAUGGCAUCUGCUAUGGGAUUGAAACAUCCUACUGAGCCUAUGGAAGAAGAACCACAGGCCAAGAAAUUAAGAACAGAAGAUUCGUUAAUACCUGAACAGCAAUUCUUAGCUAGAAAUAAGGGUCCUGUACAUGUGAACAUAGCAGUACCAAUGAUGACAGAAAAGGCAGAAUGGAAGUUGAACGGACAGACAUUAAAUAUUACUUUGCAAGUGAGCGAUACGGUAGCGACAAUGAAAGCUCUUAUACACGAGCAAACUGGUAUGCCUCCUGGCAAACAAAAAUUGCAGUAUGAGGGAAUGUUUUUCAAAGACAGUAAUACCCUUGCAUAUUAUAAUUUAACAUCUGGCAAUGUAAUCAAUCUUCUACCGAAAGAGAGAGGUGGUAGGAAGAAGUAAACCUAAAGAGCAUAUAAUUAAUUGCAAUUUCUGCAGAUUUUAUGAUUUAAUCUAUACUACACACACUGAAGAAAAAUAUACUGUAGCCUGGAAACAGGAAUUAUAAUCUUUCAAGAUGAAUAAAAACAUACCAUUAUCUAAACUAAUUU